GCCCCGGCGCAGCCCCCCGCUCCGGGCGGGAGAGCCCCGCGCUCCGCACAGGGUGACCGCGCAAGGGGAGAGGAUGUCGGACAAAGGGAGCAGCAUGGACGGGAAGACGGAUAUAGUGAACGGCAGCUUGUCCAGCAGCCCGGAGGAGAUGUCCGCUGAGGAAGGCCGGGAAACCUCCUCCGGCAUCGAGGUGGAGGCCUCAGACCUCAGCUUGAGCCUCACGGGAGACGACGUGGGGCCCAACCGCACCAGCACGGAGAGCCGGGACACGGACACGGAGAGCUCGGCCGAGGAGAAGGACUCGGACAGCAUGGACGACACGGGCCACUACUCCAUCACCGAGGAGAGCCGGGCGCACGAGCGCUCGCACUCGGAGGACGAGGAGGAGGAGGAUGAGGAGGAGCAGCGGGCGCGGCGCCGCACGCAGCGCAAGCGCGCCAGCCACGAGCAAGACUCCUCGGACGACGAGCAGGCCCUGGAGGACUGGGUGUCCUCGGAGACCACGGCGCUGCCGCAGCCGCGCUGGCAGGCGGUGCACGCGCUGCGCGAGCGCGAGCUGGGCUGCAGCGCCCGCUUCGUGUACGAGGCGUGCGGCGCCCGCGUCUUCGUGCAGCGCUUCCGCCUGCAGCACGGCCUCGAGGGCCACACGGGCUGCGUCAACACCCUGCACUUCAACCAGCGCGGCACGUGGCUCGCGAGCGGCAGCGACGACCUCAAGGUGGUGGUGUGGGACUGGGUCAGGAGGCAGCCCGUGCUCGAGUUCGAGAGCGGCCAUAAGAGCAACGUCUUCCAGGCCAAGUUCCUUCCCAACAGCGGCGACUCCACGCUGGCCAUGUGCGCCCGGGAUGGCCAGGUCCGCGUGGCCGAGCUCUCGGCCACGCAGUGCUGCAAGAACACCAAGCGCGUGGCGCAGCACAAAGGAGCCUCGCACAAGCUGGCCCUAGAACCGGAUUCUCCAUGCACUUUCCUAUCAGCAGGUGAAGAUGCUGUAGUCUUCACCAUUGAUCUGCGGCAAGACCGGCCCGCCUCGAAACUAGUUGUGACAAAGGAAAAGGAGAAGAAAGUGGGGCUGUACACGAUCUACGUGAACCCGGCCAACACCUACCAGUUUGCUGUGGGGGGCAGAGACCAGUUUGUGAGGAUUUAUGACCAGCGAAAAAUAGAUGAGAACGAAAACAACGGCGUGCUAAAGAAGUUCUGCCCGCAGCACUUGGUAAACAGCGAGUCCAAAGCUAACAUCACGUGUCUCGUGUACAGCCACGACGGGUCAGAGCUCUUGGCCAGCUACAACGACGAGGACAUUUAUCUCUUCAACUCCUCGCACAGCGACGGGGCUGAGUACAUCAAGAGGUACAAGGGACACCGCAAUAAUGCCACUGUGAAAGGUGUCAAUUUUUAUGGCCCGAAAAGCGAGUUUGUGGUGAGCGGCAGCGACUGCGGCCACAUCUUCUUGUGGGAGAAGUCGUCCUGCCAAAUCGUGCAGUUCAUGGAGGGCGACAAGGGAGGAGUGGUCAACUGCCUCGAGCCGCAUCCCCACCUGCCCGUCCUGGCCACCAGCGGCCUCGACCACGACGUGAAGAUCUGGGCGCCCACGGCCGAGAACCCCACCGAGCUGGCCGGCCUCAAGGAGGUCAUCAAGAAGAACAAGCUGGAGCGGGACGAGGACAGCCUGCACCACACGGACAUGUUCGACAGCCACAUGCUCUGGUUCCUCAUGCACCACCUGCGGCAGCGGCGCCAUCACCGGCGCCGGCGGGAGCGCGGGGCGCCCGAAGGCGACUCGGACGAGUCGCCCAGCUCGUCGGACACGUCGGACGACGAGGAGGAGGGCCCGGACCGGGUGCAGUGCAUGCCCUCGUGAGCGCUGCCCGCCCGGCCCCGCCACCACCGGGAGCUUUCAGG
Molecule: messenger RNA, 1902 nt
Organism: Nothoprocta perdicaria
Lineage: Eukaryota; Metazoa; Chordata; Aves; Tinamiformes; Tinamidae
Gene: DCAF8
Product: DDB1 and CUL4 associated factor 8
Exons: 13
Coding region: 74-1861 (595 amino acids)
Cellular component (GO): cytoplasm; Cul4-RING E3 ubiquitin ligase complex
Molecular function (GO): protein binding
Source: RefSeq, a predicted model, not a curated record